Messenger RNA from Cetraspora pellucida, 150 nucleotides. NCBI's taxonomy places the organism in Eukaryota, Fungi, Glomeromycota, Glomeromycetes, Diversisporales, Gigasporaceae. The record is from the annotation of a GenBank genome assembly.
AUGGAAAUAAAAAGAAGGUUGGAAGCUUUACACAUUCCAAGUUACGCUAAUACACCCAAGCCAAAAGUGCAAAACAAUGAGGAAAGUUCAAUGGCAAAUAAUAUUGAAGGUGCAGCCACAACGACAGAAACUAUAAAUCUACUAAAUUAA